Culex quinquefasciatus (southern house mosquito) is the source of this 5289-nucleotide messenger RNA. RefSeq lists its product as uncharacterized. Gene Ontology annotation, biological process: DNA integration. The transcript is spliced from 7 exons. The record is from RefSeq and is a predicted model, not a curated record. Gene Ontology annotation, molecular function: nucleic acid binding. The coding region runs from base 1 to 5289 and encodes 1762 amino acids. NCBI's taxonomy places the organism in Eukaryota, Metazoa, Arthropoda, Insecta, Diptera, Culicidae.
AUGACUACGUUGCGGGAGUACCAGAUGCAGGAGAGGCAGCUUCGUAGUACGCUAGAGAUGACGAAGAAAUUCGUUGAUGGCUUCAAGGAUGGCGAAGACGAAGCUCAGAUCGACGUGCGGCUGAACAUGCUGGAUGAUGCGUUGGCGAAGUUCUACGUCGUGCGGCGCAAGAUCGACGUCCUCACUGAUGUGUUCGGGGUUGAUGCUGCUGGAAAGGAGAAAACACAGGAUGUAGAGGAGCACACUAAGGCGUUAUGGGAGUUCGAGAACUUGUACUGUGAGUUGAAGGCGAAGUUGCUGGCAAAGCGGAAGGAGGAAGCACCUCCAAGCGGCACCUGCUCAAGCGAAAUCGACUGUUUCGCGCGUGAAGCUGCCCGAAAUCAAGCUGCCGUCUCUUCACUGUUUGGAGAAGCGCUUGCUGAGAUCAGCACAGUGCGCGUGUCGGAUACGAACUACCAGGUGGCGUGGGGCGUGCUGGAGAAUCGCUACGGGAACAUGAAGCUGAUCCUGAAGAGCCAUCUCGACGCCAUCUUUUCUGUUGAGCCCGUACGAGACGAGUGCUUUGAAGCGUUGAACCAUCUGCUGAGCGUGGUGGACAAGAACCUGCAGAUGAUCAACAAGCUCGGGGUGAAGACUGAGGAUUGGUCCAUCCUGCUCGCUCACGUUGUCACUAGCAAGCUGGACGCCGCAACAUUGCGCCAUUGGGAGGAACACAACAAGAAGUCCAAGGAGUUCGUGAAGUACGAGACGCUGCUGGAGUUUCUGCGGGAACAGUGCGGAGUGCUGCAGACGAUCGAUUCCAUGAAGAAAACUACGAGGAACGAGCGUCGCCCGCCGAAACACCAGUCUCGCAAAGCUCACAACCACAAAGCUCCCAGCUCGCCACAGGCCACACAGCAGCGUGCAACCUCGUCGUCGUCCCUUGUUCCAAGUCGCACAGAGGAGGUUCGAGAAGUGUUGCUGUCCACGGCUGUUGUACGGAUUUGCGAUUCGCGAGGUCACACCCUGUUCGCUCGAGCACUGCUUGACAGUGGCUCCCAGCGAAACCUGAUGACCAAGGAGUUCGCGCGCAAACUGAGAUGCAAGCCGCAGUCCGACUACCUCCGGGUGAAAGGAAUCGGCGUUGCAGAAUCCACUUCCACCCUUGCGGUGACCGCUACUGUUUGCGCUCGUUCUUCGGCGAUUUCGGAGUUCGCAGCAUCGAUGAGGUUCCAUGUUUUGGCGAAGGUCACGGCGAAUCUGCCGUUCAACAACAUCGAUGCCGAGCAGCUGAGCAUUCCAGAGGACGUGAAGCUGGCGGAUCCGCACUUCUACCGUCCUGGACCUGUGGACAUGAUCAUUGGAGCAGAGCAUUACUAUGACCUGUUGUCCGAUGGUAAGAUGAAGCUUGGAGAAGCAAGCCCGACGAUUCAGAACACCGAGCUCGGCUGGGUGGUGUCUGGCGUUGUCAACGGAGUAGCGGCGAGGCUACCACGAGUCGUAGCCAACCAGAACUCAGCAGAAGCAGAAGCAUUGGCGGAGAUCAACGAUUUACUGGCCAAGUUCUGGGAGUUGGAGUCGUGCCAGACGCCGAGUACACAUUCGCUCGAGGAGAGCGCCUGCGAGGACCUGUUCAGGGCGAACACCGUGCGCGACGAGACCGGUCGGUUCGUCCUCAGACUGCCGAAAAAGCAGACGAUCCUGCAGAGUCUAGGCGAGUCGAGAUCGAUCGCGAUGAAGCGGUUCUACGGGCUGGAAAGGCGGCUCACCGCUAAUCCAGAACUGAUGAAGCAGUAUUCUGACUUCAUUCACGAGUACCUGGAGAUGAGACACAUGGAGGAGGUGAAAGAAGACACGGAGGAGAAACAAGCGUAUUAUUUACCUCACCAUGCUGUGCUGAGACCAGAUAGUACGACCACCAAGCUGAGGGUAGUAUUUGACGCCUCAUGUGCCACGUCGUCUGGAGUCUCGCUUAACGAUGCUUUGAUGGUAGGACCGGUGGUCCAGGAUGAUUUGCUGACCAUCAUUCUUCGCUUUCGUUUGCGGAAGAUCGCCGUCGUCGCAGACGUCGCAAAAAUGUACCGCAUGGUGAACGUUCACUCAGAUGACCAGGAUCUGCAGCGGAUCUUGUGGAGGGACUCGCCGAGCGAGCCUGUGCGAACCUUCAAGCUCACUACGGUGACGUACGGAACGGCGUCGGCGCCCUACCUGGCCACGAAAUGCUUGCGCACGGUCGGAGAAGAGGUGGAAACCACACAUCCGCUGGCGGCGAAGACCAUCAAGCAUGACUUUUAUGUCGACGAUAUGCUCUCGGGAGCCGACUCGAUCGAGGAAGCGCAGAAGCUGGUUGGAGAGACCAGCGAGCGGCUGAUGGCGGCCGGGUUCCUGCUCAGGAAGUGGCGAAGCAGCGACAACGCCGUGCUGGAAGCCAUCCCCGAGGAGCUGCGAGACGAAGGAGGUGCGAAAGAGUUGGAUUCGUCGACUGCCGCUGUGAAGACACUGAGUCUGCUGUGGGACUCGAGCAGCGAUGAGUUCAAGUUCAAAACGCCGACGUGGAAUGCCGCUACGGUAUUCACGAAACAAACGGUGCUGUCAGACACAGCACGCAUUUUCGAUCCCGUUGGACUGGUCGGACCAGUUGUUCACAACAACUUCCUCCAGAAGCUGUGGAAGAAAGGAGUCGAUUGGAAAGAGCCGUUGCCAGAAAAUCUUGUGCACAUUUGGGAGGAGUUUCGACGAAACAUGAUGAGCUUUGACAACAUCGCUGUGCCACGUUGGGUCGGUUUUAGCCUGCAGUGUGUCAAGCUUGAGCUGCACGGAUUUUGCGAUGCGUCGCUUGAGGCGUACGGAGCGUGUUUUUACACGCGCAGCACCUGGAGCAACGGUGGUGUGUCGGUCAACCUGCUGACGUCGAAGACUAAGGUGGCGCCGAUGACCGACUUGAAGCGACGAACCAAGGAGGAGACGAUCCCGCGACUGGAGUGCUCGUCAGGACUGCUGAUGUGUCACUUGCUGCAGAAGAUACGCCCUCUGUUUCCGGUCGACAUCGAGAUCCAUCUGUGGACGGAUUCGAUGGUCGUAAUGAGUUGGCUGGCGUCCGCACCAUCUCGCUGGAAUCCAUUUGUGGCAAACCGCGUGUCGGAGAUGCAGCACCUGAGCAAAGGUUGUGUCUGGCACCACGUACCCGGUGUGGAAAACCCGGCGGAUCUGCUGUCUCGAGGCAUGAUCCCAGCAUUGCUCGCGUACGCAUCGCUGUGGUGGAUUGGACCCACAUGGCUGUGCUUAAGUCCAGACAAGUGGCCGCAGACGAGAAAUCCCACGCAGGAGGAGUUGGAGGCUGCACUGCUGGAGCAGAGAGCGUCGUACGCUUGCACUGUCCAGAUUCUUCAGCCGGAGCAGCUGUUCACGCGAUAUUCGUCGUUGUUUGAGCUGAUUCGAGUCACCGCACUCUGCCGCAGAUUCGCUCACAACGCUCGACCUGCCAACCGUGAGUGCCGAAAGAGCGGGUACAUCACGCACGCCGAGCACGAAGCGGCACUGCUGGAUCUGGUGAAGCUGGCGCAGAAGGAAUGCUUCCCGCAUGAGCUCGCAGAUCUGGAAAAGAAGGGAGAAGUUAACGAGACUUCGAAGUUGAACGCGCUCAAUCCUAGGCUCGUGGAGGGCGUAAUACUGGUUGGCGGCCGGCUACGAAACGCUGCAGUUUCAGCUGGGAGGAAGCAUCCGAUGAUUUUGGACAACCACCAUCCGCUAACUAAACUAAUUCUACAGCACUACCACCACAAGUACUUCCACGCUGGACUGCAGCUGCUGAUUUCUAGUGUGCGCGAGCGGUUCUGGCCGCUGAGCGUCCGGCGCGCAGCGAGGCAAGUCAUCUUCGAGUGUGUACCGUGUUUCCGAAACAAGCCCAAGGUGCAAGAUCAGCUCAUGGCCGAUCUACCCCAAGAACGCGUAAAUCCAGCUCCACCGUUCCUGAAAACGGGUGUGGAUUACUGCGGACCGUUUCAGCUGUCGUACCCCGGUCGGAAGGCGAGACCUGUCCGAUGCUUUGUAGCUGUGUUCGUGUGCUUGGUCACGAAGGCAGUACAUCUCGAGGUUGUGACCGACCUCACCACACAAGCAUUCCUGGCGGCGCUGAAGCGAUUCACCGCGCGGCGAGGAAAGCCGCAGCUGAUCAUGUGCGACAACGCGAAGACGUUCGUGGGAGCGAAGAGAGAACUGGACGACCUGGCGAAGCUGUUCUGCAAUCAACAGUUCCACGAAGCGGUGGUGAGAGACGCGGCGAAGGAGAGCAUCGAGUUCAAAUUCAUUCCGCCAAGAUCACCGAACUUCGGUGGAUUGUGGGAAGCAGCGGUGAAGUCGUUCAAGACGCACUUCAAGAAGACGAUUGGCUUGCGAGUGCUGCAGCACGACGAGUUCGUGACUGUGUUGGUGCAGAUUGAAGCAUGCCUGAACUCUCGCCCCCUGACACCCCUCAGCAGUGACCCGAACGAUCUCGACGUCCUCACCCCAGGUCACUUUCUGGUCCAAAGACCAUUGACAGCGGUGGCAGAACCAGACCUGGCGGAAGUCCCAGAGAACAGGCUGUCAGCGUGGCAGAGAACUCAGGACUUUGUGCAGCAGAUCUGGCGGAAGUGGUCAACGCAGUAUCUGUCGGACCUCCACAACCGAACGCGAUGGACGAGACAGCGCAACAACCUGUCCUGCGGAAUGAUGGUGCUGCUGAAAGAGGAGAACCUGCCGCCACAGAUGUGGCACCUAGGAAAAAUCGUUCCAUCCGUGCCCAAGGGGCACGCGCAAAGCCACGAUCAACUCAGCAACCGAAAAAUCUGCAGUAAUUCGGCCGCUGGAGUCACCCUGCACCGGUCGUCGAACAGCUUGGCCAGCUUCCCGACGAUCAACGCAGGCAGUAGCAUCGGUGCCAGAGGCACCCGCGGAGGCCACGGUGGCCUCCGCUCCAGAGUUGCAUCCGUCGUCGAGGACGACCAUCCGAGGAUCGAGAACGAGAUUGCCGCCGUCAGAGACGCCCCACGGCAAGCAGCAGCCCUAAAAUGCAGCGAGAGACGAUUAAAAGCACCGAAAACUGACCUGAAAGUGAAGAAAUUCCAUCAGCAGCCGCAGAAACAUCACGAACAGCAGCAGCAGAGCAAGAUCGUCAUCAGCCGAUCGGCGAACAAUGAGGAUGCACCUAUUGUGCCGAAGAAAAAUGCAUCGCGAUCGAAAGCGAAAGUCGCCCGCGGUCUGCCAACUCACACGCCGGCGGAUCGCAAGAGCGGUUUGACGGUCCGCCAGCGAACAUUUGUUCAGUAUUGA